This is a messenger RNA of Diuraphis noxia (Russian wheat aphid), 970 nucleotides long. Its product is annotated as aminomethyltransferase, mitochondrial. NCBI's taxonomy places the organism in Eukaryota, Metazoa, Arthropoda, Insecta, Hemiptera, Aphididae. Gene Ontology annotation, cellular component: glycine cleavage complex; mitochondrion. Gene Ontology annotation, molecular function: aminomethyltransferase activity; protein binding. The record is from RefSeq and is a predicted model, not a curated record. Gene Ontology annotation, biological process: glycine catabolic process.
AUGCCAAAUGAGACCAGUUUCAUUAUGUCCAUUUUCAAAUCAAAUGGCCACGAAGCAAGCUUAGAGUUUUUGGACAGUGACGAACAGUCAUUGCUGGCCUUGCAAGGACCCCGUUCUGCGGCCGUAUUGCAGUCAUUCGUCGACGGGUCAACCGACCUGUCGACGCUAUACUUCAUGGACUCAAUCACAGCCACGGUCUGUGGUGUGCCGGACUGUCGAGUCACCCGGUGCGGUUACACGGGCGAAGACGGUUUCGAAAUAUCCGUGCCCUCCGAUCGGGUUGAGGCGAUCGCUGAGUCGUUCGUCGCUCAGGACGACGUGAAAUUGGCCGGRCUCGGCGCCAGAGACACUUUGAGGUUAGAAGCUGGUAUGUGUUUGCAUGGAGCGGAUAUAAGCAUCAACACGACACCCGUCGAAGCUGCGUUGAUGUGGACCAUAAGUCGCAAGAGAAGGGAUGAACGACGGUUUCCCGGUGCUACUGUGAUUCUGAAACAACUCAGCGACGGAGUGCAACGUAAAAGGGUAGGUCUUGUUCAAAAAGCGCACGGUGCUCCGGUCAGGGGUGGAGCAGUCUUAUUUGAUGUAGCGAACGGCGAAAAAAUCGGUUCGGUAACUAGCGGAUGUCCGUCCCCGACAUUAUCCCAGAACAUAGCCAUGGGAUAUGUGGACAGCAAAUUCGCCAAAAACGGAACCGAAAUACAAACGGAGGUCAGAGGGCAGAAGAUACCUAUGGUCGUCACAAAAAUGCCGUUUGUGAAACCAAAUUAUUAUUCUAAGCCCAAACCCAAAUAAUAAAAAUUUUAAUAUCUUAUUAAAUAUUUAAUUCACAAUAAUAUAUAUCAGCAUUAGAUUAUUAUCCAUCAUCACAGAACACUACGUCGACGUUGACAUAGACGAGAAAUAUGAUCUAAAAAAAAAAGAUAAAAUGGAAUAAUUAAUUAAAGUGGAUAAUAAAAGUACCUUUACGUAG